AUGAAACAGUGUAGCUGGGAUCAGAAUAUGGCCAACACAUUUGCCACGGUACCCGACGGGUACUGUCUUCCUGAGCCCAUACAGUAUUAUGAUGUUUUGCCGGAGCACAUCAACUAUCAGCUGCAAGACACCGAUUUUCAGACUGCACCUUACUGCCAGUACUCAGCAGUUCAAAUUCCUCCUCCAGUAUUACAGUCACAGCCGUCUCAGCCCCAGUACAGCACAUACGGCCUGGACUCUCAGUACGGCGACGGGCAGUGUAUCAUCAGCAGCUGUGAACUCAGCAAACCCCCUUUCAUGGCUCCCCACAUGGAUGACGGUGGAUACCAAGGGCUGAAACGGUCAAGAUUAAACCACUCGUCUUUGAGACUGAAGGGACAGGAGGAGGUGUGUGUCGUGUGCGGUGACAAGGCCUCAGGCUAUCACUACAACGCACUUACCUGUGAAGGCUGUAAAGGCUUCUUUCGACGCAGCAUCACCAAAAACGCAGUCUACCAGUGCAAGAACGGCGGUCACUGCGAAAUGGACAUGUACAUGCGGAGGAAGUGUCAGGAAUGUCGCCUGAAGAAGUGCAAAGCUGUGGGAAUGCUAGCAGAAUGUUUGCUGACUGAAGUACAGUGCAAGUCAAAGAGACUCAGGAAGAAUUUCAAACAGAAAAGCAGUUUUCUUUGCAACAUAAAACUGGAAGAUGAGGGACUGACUAGUAAGCACGUAUCAUCUACAACAAGAUCUGGAAAAAGCCCAGAGAAGAUGGAACUUACUCCAGGGGAACAUGAGCUUCUUGACCACAUCGUAGCAGCACACCAAAAAUACACAAUUCCCCUUGAGGAAGCGAAGAAGUUUCUGCAAGAAACUGCAAGUCCUGAGGAAAGUUUUCUCCGUCUCUCUGAGACAGCAGUUGUCCAUGUACAAGUGUUAGUGGAUUUCACAAAGAGACUUCCAGGGUUUGAAAGUUUGGCUAGUGAAGAUCAGAUUGCGCUGCUAAAAGGGUCAACAGUUGAGGCAAUGUUUUUGCGUUCAGCCCAAAUAUAUAACCAAAGAAUUAGCGAAUGGCAGCCGUCGGCGAGUGACAGCCACGUAAGGCUUUCUGAUCACGGGACAUGUCACCUUCAAAACCUUGAUAGAAGUGACAUUUAUUCCAUGGAAAUGUCUCACAACGAAGAGAGUCCAACUUCCACUACUACCACAGGUAUAACCGAGGAGUUCAUUACCGCGCUGUUUUACUUCUACAGAAGCAUGGGGGACCUGAAGGUGACGGAGACCGAGUACGCCCUGCUCGUCGCGA
Molecule: messenger RNA, 1285 nt
Organism: Eurypyga helias (sunbittern)
Lineage: Eukaryota; Metazoa; Chordata; Aves; Eurypygiformes; Eurypygidae
Product: bile acid receptor-like
Exons: 9
Biological process (GO): bile acid signaling pathway; negative regulation of inflammatory response; positive regulation of transcription by RNA polymerase II
Molecular function (GO): nuclear receptor activity; RNA polymerase II cis-regulatory region sequence-specific DNA binding; zinc ion binding
Source: RefSeq, a predicted model, not a curated record